This is a messenger RNA of Ailuropoda melanoleuca (giant panda), 7385 nucleotides long. RefSeq names its product ecotropic viral integration site 5 (gene EVI5). Gene Ontology annotation, molecular function: GTPase activator activity; small GTPase binding. The transcript is spliced from 20 exons. Gene Ontology annotation, biological process: regulation of GTPase activity. The record is from RefSeq and is a predicted model, not a curated record. Bases 389 to 2590 code for a protein of 733 amino acids. Lineage: Eukaryota; Metazoa; Chordata; Mammalia; Carnivora; Ursidae.
GCCGGUCUCUUUAAGGCCCUGCCGCGCCUGCGCCUUGGGCUUUCCUGACGCGGCCGGCCGGACCCUGGAAGAGCCAGCGGGCGGGCAGGGUGGGGGUCGGCUAGUAGUUAAAGCAGCGGCGGCGCCCGGAGGGGUGGGUGAGGGUCGGUGGCAGCUCUGAACUCUCGAGUGAACGCAGUGCUCCAGAGAGGGAGGGGAAAGCGGCCCGCGGAGCCGGAGCAGGGCCGAGGCGCUGAGACGCGGCGGCUAGGCUGCCGGCUGGAUGGGAAGUUAAUGUUUACGGCGGAGUCCAUCCAACGUUUCCAAGGUGGCGACAGACAAGGUUGCAGAAAAGCUGAGUUCUACUCUCUCAUGGGUGAAGAACACAGUAUCACAUACAGUCAGUCAGAUGGCCAGUCAGGUGGCAAGUCCAUCUGCCUCAUUACACACUACAUCCUCAUCUACCACACUAUCCACGCCAGCCCUUUCACCAUCUUCCCCUUCACAGUUGAGUCCAGACGACUUAGAACUCCUGGCUAAAUUGGAGGAGCAAAAUAGAUUGUUAGAGACGGAUAGUAAGUCUUUAAGAUCUGUAAAUGGGUCAAGAAGAAACAGUGGCUCCUCCCUUGUAUCAAGUUCAUCAGCUUCUAGCAACCUCAGCCACCUUGAAGAAGAUUCUUGGAUUCUUUGGGGAAGAAUUGUUAAUGAAUGGGAAGAUGUACGCAAAAAGAAGGAAAAGCAAGUUAAGGAUCUUGUUCGUAAAGGGAUACCCCACCACUUUAGAGCAAUAGUUUGGCAACUUUUAUGCAGUGCACAAAGUAUGCCAAUUAAGGAUCAGUAUUCAGAACUCCUGAAAAUGACCUCACCGUGUGAAAAAUUGAUCCGAAGGGACAUUGCUAGAACUUACCCUGAACACAAUUUUUUUAAGGAAAAAGAUAGCCUUGGACAGGAGGUUUUAUUUAAUGUAAUGAAGGCAUAUUCUUUAGUGGAUCGUGAGGUUGGUUACUGUCAAGGAAGUGCUUUUAUAGUUGGAUUGUUGCUUAUGCAGAUGCCGGAAGAAGAAGCUUUCUGUGUAUUUGUUAAAUUAAUGCAAGAUUAUAGACUUCGGGAACUUUUUAAACCAAGUAUGGCAGAAUUGGGCCUUUGUAUGUACCAGUUUGAAUGCAUGAUACAGGAGCAUCUUCCAGAGCUCUUUGUGCAUUUUCAGUCACAGAGUUUUCAUACCUCAAUGUAUGCAUCAUCCUGGUUUCUGACUAUAUUUCUUACGACUUUUCCAUUACCAGUUGCAACAAGGAUAUUUGAUAUCUUUAUGUCUGAGGGUUUAGAAAUAGUAUUUCGAGUAGGAUUAGCGCUUCUUCAAAUGAAUCAGGCAGAACUGAUGCAACUUGACAUGGAGGGGAUGUUACAGCACUUUCAGAAGGUCAUUCCACAUCAGUUUGAUGGUGGUCCAGACAAAUUAAUCCAGGCAGCUUACCAAGUGAAGUAUAACUCAAAAAAAAUGAAAAAGCUUGAAAAAGAAUACACUACAAUAAAAACUAAAGAAAUGGAGGAGCAAGUUGAAAUUAAAAGGUUACGCACAGAAAAUAGACUUUUAAAACAGCGAAUUGAAACAUUAGAAAAAGAAAGUGCUUCCUUGGCAGAUAGAUUGAUACAGGGACAAGUGACAAGAGCCCAGGAGGCUGAGGAAAACUACCUCAUAAAACGGGAGUUGGCCACCAUCAAACAGCAGAGUGAUGAGGCCAGUGCUAAACUGGAGCAAGCUGAAAAUACCAUCAGGAAGCUCCAGCACCAACAACAAUGGCAUAAAUGCAAUUCCAACUAUAAUGAAGAUUUUGUGCUGCAACUAGAGAAGGAAUUGGUCCAAGCCCGUCUGAGUGAAGCUGAGUCUCAGUGUGCGCUAAAGGAGAUGCAGGAUAAAGUCCUGGAUAUAGAGAAGAGAAACAACUCCUUUCCUGAUGAGAAUAACAUUGCAAGGCUUCAGGAAGAGCUCAUUGCUGUGAAACUGAGAGAAGCAGAAGCUAUUAUGGGAUUGAAAGAACUUAGACAACAAGUCAAGGAUUUAGAGGAACACUGGCAGCGCCACUUAGCUCGUACUACUGGGAGGUGGAAAGACCCACCUAAGAAAAAUGCUGUGAAUGAGUUACAGGAUGAACUGAUGACCAUUCGACUUAGAGAAGCUGAAACUCAGGCAGAAAUAAGAGAAAUAAAACAAAGGAUGAUGGAAAUGGAAACACAGAAUCAGAUCAAUAGUAACCAUCUUCGAAGAGCAGAACAAGAGGUGAUUAGUCUACAUGAGAAGGUACAAUAUCUUUCGGCACAGAACAAAGGACUGCUUACUCAAUUAAGUGAAGCAAAGCGCAAACAAGCAGAGAUUGAAUGCAAGAACAAGGAAGAAGUGAUGGCUGUGAGACUCCGGGAAGCAGAUAGCAUAGCUGCUGUGGCUGAAUUACAGCAGCACAUUGCUGAGCUGGAAAUCCAGAAAGAAGAAGGAAAGCUUCAAGGACAGCUUAACAAGUCUGAUUCUAACCAGUAUAUUAGGGAACUGAAAGAUCAGAUAGCAGAGCUGAAUCAUGAGGAAUGUUUUAACGUGGAGCCUCUUACACUCUGCUAAGACCCUCAUAGAAGCCACUGCGGAAACCCUUGCUGCUCCAGAUCUGUCAAGAGCCUUGGUUAAAUCCCACCCAUCUGUACAUCUUGUCUUCAUGGCAUACGUAGAAAACCUGGAUCCCAGUUCAAGUCUCUCCUUAUUCCAUCUUCCCCACUUCAUACAUUCCCAUCCAUCUAUGAUCAUACCACCUACUAGGCACUGUGUUUAGAACUAAAGGUAAAGAUUGAAACACAACUCAUAUCCCUCAAGGGGCUCACAGCCUAAUAACAGAGACCAGUGUUACAAAUAAACGAAUUGUAAUACAUAAUGAAAAAUAUUGCAUUAUAGUAGUUACCAUUACUCUGUGCCAGACACCAUCCUAAAUGUUAUACUUACAUUAUUUCUUUUAAUCUUCACAACACUCCUAUGAAGUAGGUAGCAUUGUUAUUAUUCAUGUUUUACAUGUAAUGAAACUGAGGUUCUGGGGUAUUAAAUAACUCCCCAUGGUCAUACAGUAGUUAGUGAUAGAAGUAGGAUGUUAUUUCAGACUAUAGGACUCCAAGCCCAUUUAUGCACUUAACUACUGUAUGCUAUGCCUCCUUUGAAACAUAUAGGAAUAAAAUGGUAACAGCAUCUGGAUUGGGUUUUGAAAAAUGAAAAGAAAUUUGUCACGCAGAUUGGACAUCAGGAACAUAUAAGUCAGAUACAUAAACCAAAAUUGUAGGUUCUAGGAAUGAAUAAGCCAUGUGCUUUUGCAACAUAGGUCUAUCUUCUUACAGCUACUGACCACUGAAGACAAAGAAUAUUUUCUGAAUGCCAGGAAAGGGAGCUAGAAAAAGGUAGAAAGUUAUUCUUAUUUAGAAGCUAAAAGAAAUACUCAAGACUCAUGUAGGUAUAGACAUACUGAGAAGUAUAGUCUUAUGGUUCAGCCAAAUUACCACUUGACUAGGCUUCUCUGGGCCCUUUGGAGUCUUGCUGCCAUUUACAGUAUUAUUUUUUAGGAAAAUGCAUACUAAACAGCUGAUUUGAAAAUGUUUUUAGAUAUAGAUUAUGUUUUCACUUGUUCUUGAUGGUGAUACGUUCUGGUGGAUGUUGUAGGAAUAGGUAAAUUUAUUCCAGUCUAAAGAUAAUUCAUUUAUGCUAAAAUUAAUUUUUUUUAUUAAACAGCUUUGCUGAAUUUUUAUAAUGUCAUAAUAGUUUUAAUGUGCUUUAUGUCCUUAAAAAUCUCACAAAAGUAAUUCUAGUUAUAUUUGCUUAGUAAGUUUUCUGUGUAGAGCAAGUUUUCCCUUUUUUCAUUAAGCUUUCUAGUGGUAGUUGCUAAACUGGGUGUAGAUACUUUGGAUGAUUAUUUUAAUCUUCACAAUUACCCUGUGAAAAUUAUUAUUCUCAUUUUAUAUCUCAGAGAGGCUAAAUAACAUAUCCACAGUCACAUAAUCAGUAAGCAGCAGAAGCUUGAAGCAGGACUUUCAUUUGACUGUGAUGUAUUAAACUUAGAAAGAAGUAAAACCAAAACAAACUAUAUCUUUGUAAAAAGAGGGAAAAAAACCUUAAGAGCAUUUUGGUUCAUUAAUAAAUACCCUGCCUUGUUCUAGAUAUAAUAAAGCAAGUUUGUAAAUGAUGCAGAUAGCCAACUACAAUUUUGUGAGACAAAGGAAAGAAAACUAUAGGAAUGUAAUAUGGAGCCAUGAAUAAGACCCAUACAAAAAUGCAUACCACAGGAGUAUCUAUAUAUUUCUUGUAAGUGGACCUCAAACUUGGCUCUAAGGUUUUCAGCAGUUAACACAAAAAAAGGGGAAACCUGGUCACUUUCAACAUGUCAGAGUGAAUGUAUAAUGAAGACAGACCAAUCGGUUAGGAGAGCCACAACUAUUUCUGAUGGUGAGACGAAACAGCAGUUUCUUCAUUGCUGAUUUGUGAACACAACCUUCUAGUAUGAUCAGCUAUUAUAGACCAGCUAUUAUCCUUGUUUAAAGAACAAACUCUUUAAAGACUUUUGAUAGAAGUACAACAUGGGAGUACCCAGGUGACAAGUUUAAAGCUCAGUAAAUUAUCACAAAGUGAUCACAGCCAUUAACUAACACCCACGUCCAAGAAAUAGACUCAAAGCCACAUUCAUACUCUCUCGCAACCACUACUCCCUCCUCUUCAAAGACAAACAUGAUCUCAACUUUAAUACAAUAGUUUAAGUUUUUGAAUUUUAUAUAAGUGGCUGUUUAUAAUAUAUAUUCUUUUGUGUCUUGCUUCUCUUGCUUAAAAUUGUGAAAUUUAACCAUGUUAUUUUAAAAUGUAGCUAUAGAUUAUUCAUUCUCAUCACUGCAUAAUUUUCCUUUGUAUAAAUAUACUACAAUAUAUUUCUCUUUUUGUUGGUGAACAUUUGAAUUAUUUCCAGUUUAGUCUGUUAAGAACAUUGCUGCAAGUGGUUAUGCCAUUUUACACUCCAUGAGCGCUGAAGACAUUCUUAUUCUACAUCCUCAUCAACAUGCAGGAUUGUCUGUCUUUAUCUAAUUUCAGUCAUUCUUUGGCUGUGAAGAGGUUUCUCAUUAUGGUUUUAAUGUGUACGUGAGUAACUUUUCCCCCAGCAUAUAGAGCAAUGUUGCCAUGUAAUAGACACUCCGUGGAGAAAAAAAAAAUUGACUAAAUAAAUGAUUUCAAAAGGCUUUGCUAAUAAGGUAACAUAAAAGCUGUGAUAGGAAUGGUAGGAAGCUUCCUGAUGUGCAAAAAUCAGUGGAAAGAACAUUCCGGGCAGAAGAAACAACUAGCACAAAGACCUUGGGGGAAAUGUAGUGGACUUUGUGAGAAUCAUACUAAUGUGGCUGGGGUAUAAUGCAGGGUGGGGAAAAAAUAGCAUGAGAUAAGAUUAAAGAGGUAGUUGAGGUCAAAUCCUAUAUAGCGCUUUAUAAGCUAGGAUAAAUAGAUGUGUUUUAUUCUUGGUUCAGUGGGAAGGCUUUGGAUGGUUUUAAGCAAGGAGUGAUGUGAUCUGAUUUGCCCUGCCUGCUAUAUGGUGAAUUGACUGUAAGAGAGCAAGAAUAGAAACAGGGAAAUGGAGGCUGUUAUAAUAGUCUAGGUAACAAAGGGUUUAGAAGGAUGGGAGAAGUGGAAUGUAUUAAAGAUAUGUUUUAGAGGUUGAGAACUUGCUGAUGGAUUGUAUGAGGGGCAUAAGAUAAAAUAGUGACUCCGGAGAUUCUUGGCUUGACAUCUGAGUGAUUGGUUGGUGCCAUUUACUGAAGUUGGGAAGGGUAGAAUACCAGGCGCUCUGUUUUGUUUACAUUAAAAUUGAGAUUCCUAUUAAACAUUAAAAUGAAAAUAUGAGGUGGGCAGUGGAUAUGUGUGAGGUUCUAAAAAGAUGUUGGGGCUAAAAAUAGGUAUAGUAGUUAUUGGCAUAUAAAUGUUAUUCAUAGGUUAAGGGAAGGGGUUCUACAAAUAAGUUUGUGGCACUUCUGACCUACAAGAUCAAGAUAGCCAAUAAAGGAGAUCAAAACUACCAGUGAGAUGGGAGGGAAACUGGCACCUGUUGAUAGAGGAGCCCCAGAAAGGAGACUUUCAAGAAGGGAGCAUUUCAACAUAGUUAUUUUAAUUAGAUUAUAAACUCCCCUGGUCCUUUUGAAGAAUGAAUGUAUUAAGAAAGAUAUCUUUAGCAUUUUUUUUUACCACUUAUCAGAGAAUGAUGGAUGAUUUAUGAAAGAACUUGACAGGAGGAAUUGUCAGUCACUGAACAAUUACUGAGACCCCCUUCCUGAAGAACUUAAAGAAAUGUAAGCUAUUUCAGGACAAAGCUGGCCAAAAAACAAAACAACAUAAAACACUAUUAUAGGAUGCUAUAAAUAAUACACAACCCAGGUAAAUGAAGCCAACUUUCAUUUUAAGGAUAGCCUUUGUGCUCAUUCCCAGUACCCAGAAGGUCUUCUGUCAUCCUGUCUUCUUUGUUGAGGAGACAGUUUUUUAAGCCAUCAUAUGUUACAAGAAUCUUCUUUUAUUUCUACCAGCCAAGUACAAAAUUAGGAGUUUGAGUAAAUAAAAGGAAAUCUAAAGAAAGCCCAUUCCGAAGUUUGCCUUAGAAAAUGUUCAUACGUUGAGUGUUCUUUUUUAAAUUCUGAAAACUGUUUAUGUAUGCUUGAGCUAUAGAUUUAGUAAAAUAUCUACCAAGAAGUAUUUUGAGUGUCCUGACCAUUAUUAAUAUGUUUAAUAUGUAUACUGACUUGUUAUUAAACUAGAAUUUUUGAAAUGAGGAGCUUUUGGGAUCAAGUGACAGACUACCCUUUUGUAACUGUGGAUCUUUUUUUCCUUGCUCUACAUUCCCAGUUUUAAAGUAGUUAAUAAAAUCACUUGAAUUUGAAUUUAGUUUAUUUUAUUUUUUAGAAAAGAUUUUAUUUAUUUAUUAGAGAGAGAGAUAGCAAGAGAGAGCACGAGCAGGGAGGAGAGGGAGAACCAGGUGCCCACUGAGCCACCCGGGUGCCCCGAGCUUGAAUUUAAAGACUUAAAGAAACUUAAAGACUCUGGGGUGCCUAGGUGGCUCAGUCGGUUAAGCAUCUGCCUUCAGGCUCAGGUCAUGAUCCCAGGGUCCUGGGAUGGAGCCCCUCGUGGGGCUCCCUGCUCAGCGGAGAGCCUGCUUCUCUCUCUCCCUCUGGUGCUCCCCCUGCUUUGUGCUCGCGCUCUCUCUCUCUGUGUCAAAUAAAUAAAUAAAUAAAUCAUACAAAAAAAAAAGAAAAAGACUCAUUCAACAUUGAUCUUCAUCUAGGCAUUAAAAUCAGAAUGUUAAAGGUAGAAAAGAGCUUAGUAAUUUGGCUCUAAUUAUUGGAAGUUAUUUUUUUCUCUUUAUUUC